ACUCCAUUUCCCGGCAUGCACCGCUCCCCCCGCCCCAAAGUUCCGCUUUGCCCCCGCCCCCCCCGUCCCGGUUGCCACGUCGAGGGUCGCCCGGCCGCGCGGGACCAGGGCAGCCCCCGGGCGCCGAGCACCAUGGCCGGGAAAGCCGGCUCGGAGCAUCCCUUCACCCCGCCCGCCGAGCACGAGGCUGCGGGACCCCUCGGCACCAAGAUCUCCAUCCCGGCCCUGCUGCCCCAGGGCCCCGCCAAGAAGUGGCUGGAGCAGCGUCGGGCCGCCCUGCGCCCCUGGGCCACCUUCGCGGACCAGCGCCGGUUCGGGAAGCCCCGGAACUUGGGGGAGGUCUGCCAGCGCCUGGCGCGGAACGUGGAGUAUUUCCAGAGCAACUACGUCCUCGUCUUCCUGGGCCUCGUCCUCUACUGCCUGAUCACCUCCCCCCUGCUCCUCGUGGCGCUGGCUGUCUUCUUCGGGGCCUGUUACCUCAUCUACCUGCGAACCCAGCAGUCCCGCCUGGUGCUGUUCGGCCGGGAGCUCAGCAUGGCUCACCAGUACGGCCUGGCUGGGGGCGUCUCCUUCCCCUUCUUCUGGCUGGCGGGGGCCGGAUCUGCCGUCUUCUGGGUGCUGGGUGCCACCCUGGUGGUGAUCGGCUCCCACGCUGCCUUCCAUGAGCUGGAGUCAGGGGAGGCUGACGAGCUGCAGAUGGAGCCUGUGUGAUGGGGGUUCUGGGGCCCCCUUGCCAGCCCCUCUUCUGGCAGCACCUGCUGGGGUUCUGGGGCCCCCUUGCCAGUCCCCCUUCUGGCAGCACCCCCUGGGGGGGCAGGGACCCGCCAGAUCAUGGUCACUCUUUGCUGCCAUUUCUACCAACCUCUCAGACAUCCCCGCUCCCCGGAUCCCCCCACUUCUCCCUUUCUGGGCUUCCCUCUUCUGGAGUUCCCACCUGAUUUCCCCAGCCCCCAAAGUCCCCCACUGUAGGGGUCCUGCUCCGGACCAGGGUGUCGCUUUCACGGUCCCCCGUUUCCUCACACUGUCAAUUUGACCCUGGGCUUCCCGCACUGCUGCCCGGGCUGGGGUCACCCCGCCCCCCAUUUCACCCCCAGGAGUGACUCUGUGUCUGUGUCUUUCCCCAUUAAAGGCAGUGUUGGGGAGUGGA
Molecule: messenger RNA, 1147 nt
Organism: Caretta caretta (loggerhead turtle)
Lineage: Eukaryota; Metazoa; Chordata; Testudines; Cheloniidae
Source: RefSeq, a predicted model, not a curated record